CCGCACGGCCAGCAAACACGUUGUGGGGGUUUGAAGUUGCAAGUUUGAAUCGUAACCUCAUCCGACGUGGACGCGACGUCCCAGCGCGCUGCUCGGUGUACGCGAACGAAACUGCAAGAACAGGCCAGCGCACCGCACAACUACAUCGCUGAACAUUUUGAGCUGCACACACUGUUUCAGCCGACGAUCGAAAGUGUGUCAGUGAGUGUAUGUUUGCGUGUUUGUGUGCGCGUGUGUGUGUGUGUGUUGCUAGCCACAACGAUCCCGUAGCGAUCUUGUUUGGUUGUCAUGUUUUGGUGUUACUGGCUGGAAGUUGGUGAAUCUUCGUGAGCCAUUUCCCGGUCUCGGCUCAUACAGCGAAAAGUGCAUACCUGAGGCAGCUAUCGAUUGUGGAAGUUUCAUAGAAGCUGCUGUGUUCGAGCCACCGUUGCAGUGAACAACAGACACCACACCAACCACCAAAACAAAACGCGCUGCAGAGCAGUUGCAGAGCAGCAGCAGCAACAGCCCACAACACUCGCCGUUGAACGGAGUUAGAAAGGACAGCAGCACCAUAGGACAUUGAAGAAUCUACACUCAGACGAUCCUCACAUCAGCCAACUGCGUGUGACGUGCAUUUGAACGCACUCACGAUCACAUACCACCGUAACCACGCGUGAUAGACGACGCACACGGUCUCCGGAGUGCAGUGCGCGUGUAAUUAACGCCAUUCAGUGCGCCCUUUCCGUCCUACCAGCCCUUCCCGGUCGUCCUCGAAAUAGCGGCUCGUGAUCGUAACGAAGCACGGUAACACCGGACAGCUGAACGAAGCAAACGGCAGAGGGCGAAGUAAAACCGACGCCGCCACCGAUUAGCUAACACACCAGAACGCAAGGAUCGCAAAAAAGGAAAACUCCGCUCGGCAACCGACUUGCGCUGUGCGUUUCUGCUGUGUGCGUGUGCAUCACCGUUCCACCACCCACUAGACCCACUAAGACUGCACAGUUGCAUCACAUCGAACGUGAGCCAGCCUACUACCACUAGCAGUAGGCAGAAACCUACCGAACACGACCAGCACAGUAGUAGCCGAGUGCCAACGCACCGAUCCGUACGAGCGCGCACCGCAUUCGGAGGGAAAUCUGAGCGAUCAUUCCGCGAGAACUUGACGCAAUCGAGUUCAAGGCACCUGUACCACAGGGCGCCACACUGCUACGCCGCGCUUAGAGUCAACGAACGCCCGCGGGCCGAACAGCGGGUCGAGAAUCGGCGGACCAUCAGCGGCGGACCUCUGUUGAGCUUCUAGUUUCUAACAACAGACAAACCCGAACGUUGCUCGCGAUUUCUCCAGUGUUGGAUCGAUCGUGGAUCAAUCGAGACCGAGAUAUCGGCGCAGUGUUUGGAGCCUAACUCCUGUUGUGGUCGUUGCAAUCGUAUCUUCAGGUUGUUUGGAAGGCUUUUGACCUCUGCUGGGUGUCACCGUCAGUGUUACGAAACCGAAGAAAUAAUAGUAUCCAGGUGUGAAAGGUGUUUCUGUGCCGUUGGAAACGGCGGGCAAAGUGACAACAAGUGCGCCAUUCUGUAGUGUUUCUCUCGCGCAAGUAUCUCGCAAAAGACGAGUGCCUAGAUACUCGCAGCACAGGUAGUGUUGUGCGCUAGUGCUUUCUUUGUUUCUGUUUCAAUGUUUACACUCUCGUAGCUUGAAAGGCUCUCCGCGGUAGCUUACCAAUUUCCAAAGUGGUUCCGACACAGUGCUGAACAUGUAGCUAGAAGAGCCCCUGCCUGUACCCCUAAGUGCAACCAAAAAAAAAAAGGGCAUCAACAUACUUGUUGCUUAAAGUUGUUUAGAAAUAUCCCGCUUGCUACUGUGCAACAGCACACAACAAGUACGGCCCUGGGCUGACGUUUACAGUGCGUGUUUUGGUUGUUCGAGUGGCUGAUUUGAAGGUAGAAUAAACAUGGCGGCGAAUCGUAAACACUACUCCUCCAAAGAGGAUAUCCCCAAAGAAGGCGACGAGGGCGGUGGUAAUGAUGACAGCGGUGGUGGUGGUGGUGGUGGUAGUGCCAACAGUGGUCAUCCGAUCGAACCGAUCAAGCGCGGCAAAGAUGAGGUGGACUUUGUGUUGACCGCAUCGAAAGCGAACGGCACCGCUAUGUCCGCGGGAAAGAAAGGGCAGGAGGACACCGGCACCAAGGCUGGCACCGGUGUGACGCUGGACAAGUUCAACAUAUUUCACCUACGCCGUCGACCAAAAAGUGACCCCGGCACUGGACCGAUCGCGAAGCAUGCCGCGGCCCAACAGAUGGGCCCGGCCGCGAACGGGGGAGCCGCUGCGUCCGGUGCGGACGAAACGCUCAAGAAGAAAAAGUCACGCUUCGUCAAGAGUGCGUCGAUCGCGCGCAUCUUCGGCAACACCUACAAUACCAAAAAGUAUGACGAUAGCAGCGCCCUGCUGAAGUUGCAGCAGUUCAAGCGUAGCUUCCUGAACAGUGAAAAGUUCCACAAGAAGGACAGCGGGGCCGGUGCGGCCGAGGAAGCGGACGACGGGGAGCUGCAGAUCGGGGACGCGUGCUACGUGAACGACAGCGAGAGCAGCGCAAAGGCGAUCAAGUCGAUUACGCGCGGGCUCGGCAGGCUGCUGCGGCGCAACUGUCACAGCAUCGACAUCAGCCGGCCGGAUCCGGAGUACAAGGUGUCUUACCUCGGCAACGUUCUUACCGGAUGGGCUAAAGGUGAUGGAUGUGUGGAGAAACCGCUCGCCACACUGUGGCGUAACUACACGCAGAACAGCAAACCGGACGUGAUGAUGAAGCUGUGCCUGUGCCCGUCCGGGCUGAAGGCGACCACCCGGCAGCACGGUCUGACCGAGUACUGGUCGCACCGGAUCACCUACUGCAGCUCGCCAAAGAACUAUCCGCGCGUGUUCUGCUGGAUCUACCGGCACGAGGGCCGCAAGCUGAAGCACGAGUUCCGCUGCCACGCGGUCAUCUGUUCCAAAGAAUCCGUUGCGCUGGAGAUUAGCACCAUCCUGAAGGAAAACCUAGCCAAAGCCCUGCGAGAGUUUAAGCGCGACAAGCUGAACCGGCAGAACGCGCGCCUCAGCCUAGCGAACAGCGUGUACGACAAUCCGAGCAUGCCGCGCCGGAAGAUCAUGCUGAGCGUCGGCGCGAACAACUACCGGCCACCGCUCGAGCGCUCCAAGUCCGCCCCGAAGCUGAUGGCCAUCGAGGAGAUGAUCGGCGAGGAGGACGAGGAGGAGGAGGGAGAGGACGACGGGGCCCGCGCCCUGAAGGUGGGAUCGUCCACGGCGGCUGGCAGCACGGCGCUGGAAGCCUGCUGCCGGGAGGAUGCCCUGUUCCCCUCGACCACGCUCGGCCGGCGGCGCUGCCGGCGGGGCCACUCGAUCAGACGGUCCCGGUUGCGGAACUCGUUCAAGACGCCCAAGGACGUGGAGGCGCGGGCACCGCGCAAGAACGAAAACAUCGUGCACAUCAGCCCGAUGAACAAGUCGGUCGACUCCAUCCUGGACACCAUUAGCCAGGAGGAGGGUGAAGAAGAGGAGCAGGAGGAGGAGGAGCGAACGAACGAUGGCGAGACGGCACCGGAGACGGGUGGCUCGCAGCCGCCGGAACCGGCGGCCAAGCUGGGCAAAGCGUCCAAGCUGUCGCACCACUCCGACUCGUCCGAGGAUGACUUCGAAGCGUUCAUGGCGCACUACAACUACAACUCGAGCGAACCGCUCUCGACGGAACUGAUCUCGUACUUCGACAUGAAGCUUAACCCCACCGCCGUGUGCAGCAUGCACGAUCUGAGCCAGCACCAUCACGGCAGCCUGCCGGUAACGCUCGAGGACACCCAGCGGCUAGCGCUCAGCCUGGACGAUCUGGACCACUACUCGCUGCCGGCCGGGGUUGGCGAGGCGGACGACGCUGCGCUGGCCGGGCUGCGCACCCGCGAGCUGAAGGACCGCGAGGACGAGCUGGACCGGGACGAGGUGUUCUUCAACCAGGACGAGGUGCUGGAGAUGCUGCGCACGGCGGCAGAGUCGGCCGCGUCCGCUUCCACCGCCCAGCGCCGGCUAUCCGACGACCGGCUGCUGCGCCAUUCCGGCUGCCUGCACGGGGAGGACGAUACGGCCCCCCCGUCGCUGCUGUGCGUGACGAGCAAGCUGCAGGCGGCCAACGGUGGGGCGGCGCACCAUCCCGACAGUGACGAGGGUUCCAUAUCGAGCGGGUGCGAAACGUCCAGCACGGUCACGACCAACACGGACGACUCCGGUGCAAGCGGCAAUGGGGGACGAACCGGUGCCGUGGCUGCCGCUGUCCUCGGCAAACCCGGCUCGGUGCUGGAGCGCGUGCGCAGCUUUGAGCAGCUCGCCGAAAACCAGGUAAUUCACGUGCCGCUCGGCGAACGCACCGGCCAUCAAGGGCAGCCGGACACGGGCAGCUGUGCGGGCUCGCCGGAACUGAUCUUCAAGCGCAGCAUCACCUUCCCCGCGCCCGGCGUCAAGUCGAGCUUUCUGAUGCCAAUGACGACCGGUGGCAUUGCCGCGCAGCCGGCCGGACCGAGGACCGAACCCAUCGAUUCGCCGCUCGACUCGUUGAACGGGUCGCUCGUUGAGGCACCGGCACGAAGGGAGGAGGUGGUGGAGGAGAAAGCACACCACCACCCUCACCACCACCACCAACAACAAUCGACCAAACCGAAGGUGCGUCAGAUGCGCCUCAAGUCGACGGUGGCCGCCGUCAACACCGAGCUGAUCAAUCAUCUGCAGGCGAUCGAUUCGGACUCCGAGUUUAGCGACGAGUCCGGGUACGUCGAGUUUCAGGACAAUCAGCCGUCGAUCAAAUCGGUGACGGCUUGAUGCCACGUGCCCCAACCGGACGAUGUUUGCUAGUGCUGUGCGAGGCGGAGUAGGACAGUAGAGUUUACAGCUUUUUUUUUCUAAGGUUUACUGCAGCGGCAAUCACUGUGAACUUUGUGUGUAGAACUUGACUUUGUUAGAUUUGCAACCCCUCGUGAGGAGGAGCAGGAGGAGGAGGAGGAGUAGUAUUUUUACAACCCAAUACCUUCUUAGCUAGACAUAGGUGGCUACCGUUAAUGUUACUCCUACACUAAUGUAAUGCACUGAAGCAGCUGUACGAUCCUCGCGCUUGAGGUCAACCAGAAAGCGUCCGUCGCUAAUUAGUACAUUGCAGUGAAAGGUUGAGUGGUUAGUUAGUUUCUUUCUUUCCUCGUUUUGUUAAGCCUUAAACUUUGCUACAUUGUUGUGCAGUGUGACGAAGAAGCAGAGCUGUGUCCGAUUGAGGACAUGAUAGGUGGGAGUGCAAAUGUGCAAACGGGGAGAGGGUGUAGUACACUCCCCGCAGCUCAUUUGCUUGCUGCUUUGUUGUUAAACAUUUAGCUUUACACACAAGGGUUAGCCGAUUAGCUUAGCCGUUAGUGCAGUUGCGAGUUGCGAACGUAACCGCGCCUGAGCGAUUUGGUUUCCCAGGUUUCCAAAUCGCCCGGUCAAAAGAACGGGACGAUUCAAUCAGAUACCAAAUAACUUAUUUUAUAAUCAACAAUAACACAUAGCAAACAUCUACAGAGAGCACAGGAUUACGCUUAGUCCUUAUGUGCGCAAAAAUGCAACUCCAGGCUGACAAUGCGGGUAGGUUUUCGUGCACUAAUCGAAUGCAGAGAAGCAUCCAAUGCCUAAAUGAUGAUAUUAUCGAUAAUCGCACGCAUCCCCAAUUUAUAAACGAGACCUGCGACGUUGCUAAGAACAGCAUGGUGAUCAACUCCUCCGAACAUGAAUCUAAUCACUUCCCCCACCAGUUGAGGAUUGUUGGGCCCAUGUGCCGCCACGCGCUAGAAAAAUCUAGUGUCUAGACAGCAUCCACUGCUACGCACCAUUGGUAGUAACCGCCCAGGUGGUGGUAGGUGGUGGUUACUACCACGGCACGGCUCUGAACAUAAUCUAAAACAGCGCAUAAUGGGGAACACUUGGGAACACUUACAACAGAUAGUUAACCGCGGGAGCAAAGAUAAGUAGCAGUAGUAGUGAUAGCAGUAGCAGAGUAGUGAUAGUAAUAUUGUACUAAAAAUAGACAUCUACAUGUGAGGACGUCGAUGUGACACGUGAUGGACAUUGUACAGGGUGAGCUUGUGCACACCGGGUGCUGCUAAAUAGAAGCUGGAAAACCAAGACAUUAGACUAUAUACAAUUAAGCCAGUGGAAUUGUUGUUUAUCUUUCUCUCGCCUCCUCUCUGCUCCACUGCACGCUACGGGAGGGGAGGGGGUGUAAUCAUGGUUAAGGACCAGGGGCAGGGAAAUAGUAUAUUUAUUGAUAACCCGUCACGUUCGGAAAUGUUAUUCUUCCUUCGGAUUUGUCACAAGUUUCUAUGAAAAAUAAAACUUUCAACUAAA
This is a messenger RNA of Anopheles coluzzii, 6389 nucleotides long. RefSeq lists its product as uncharacterized. The transcript is spliced from 5 exons. The record is from RefSeq and is a predicted model, not a curated record. Lineage: Eukaryota; Metazoa; Arthropoda; Insecta; Diptera; Culicidae. Bases 1935 to 4841 code for a protein of 968 amino acids.